AUGGAUCUUUCAAUCGACUUAUUGGAGUUCCUGAAUGCAAACAGCUACGAACAAUCUAUGUUUCGCAAGGCCAUUUACAACUCUGAUAAAAAGUUAAUGUCUAAACUGAUAAAAACCCACAGCAGCUUAAAGGAUCAAGUUCUUCACGUUGCUGCUCACCUGGGAAACAUUAAUAUCCUGAAAGAAUACAUCCACGCCGGAGCUGAUGUCAACAAAAUUGGAGCAGAAGAAGAGAAUUGUUUUACACCACUCCAAAGAGCUGUCUCUGAAAAUCAAUUUCAUGCGGUCAAGUGGUUGGUACAAACAGGAGCGAACGUGAACGCUGAUUAUCAAGGAAGAUGCCACGGAAAUUGUUUAACCCUGAACAUUGCCAUCAACAAUUACCCGGAAAAUUUGGAGAUGAUUGAUUUCCUGCUGAAUAAUGGAGCUGAUGUCAAUAAAUCCUGCGACAGGUGCUACACACCGUUAAUAAAAGCUAUCCAAGACCAUCAGCAAGAAAUUAUUCAAGUUCUGCUAAAGUUCGAUGCAGAUGUCAAUUUAUCGUGCAAUUACUUUGGUGAUAAAGUGACUCCUCUGUAUAUGGCAGCGAAGCAGAAUCAACUUGAAACAGUCAAGGUCUUGUUGAGCAGAAACGCUAAUGUGCAGGCUAUAACGGCAAACAGGAAUCAAUCCGUACUCCAUGGAGCGAUUCCGUUGGCUAGUCAAGAAGUCGUCGAAUGUCUUCUGAGUGCUGGUGUUGAUCUCAAUAUUGUGGAUUCGAGUGACAAGACUGUGGUGGACUUGGGAAGACAUACAAAUUACCGAUUAAUUCCAACUAUCAAGGAGCAUUUAGUGAAGAUGAAAGCCGCUGGUUUACAUUUGAGUGAACGCAAUUUGGAAGUAAUUAAUCAUCAAGAGUUUGAUAAAGUUUUAGAUUCUUGUUCAAAGGAAGUUGAAUUAAUGAAGAAGUUCAGAAUUGCGCAUACCCGAGCGAGUGUGAAGUAA
Messenger RNA from Cotesia glomerata, 984 nucleotides. RefSeq names its product putative ankyrin repeat protein RF_0381. The record is from RefSeq and is a predicted model, not a curated record. The transcript is spliced from 2 exons. NCBI's taxonomy places the organism in Eukaryota, Metazoa, Arthropoda, Insecta, Hymenoptera, Braconidae. Gene Ontology annotation, molecular function: protein binding. Bases 1 to 984 code for a protein of 327 amino acids.